Molecule: messenger RNA, 3045 nt
Organism: Echinococcus granulosus
Lineage: Eukaryota; Metazoa; Platyhelminthes; Cestoda; Cyclophyllidea; Taeniidae
Product: Pre-mRNA-splicing factor CWC22
Exons: 4
Coding region: 1-3045 (1014 amino acids)
Biological process (GO): mRNA splicing, via spliceosome
Cellular component (GO): catalytic step 2 spliceosome
Molecular function (GO): protein binding; RNA binding
Source: RefSeq, a predicted model, not a curated record
AUGUCGUCCGAUGAGGCUGUUCGUGAAGAUACGUCUUUGACUUCGCCCUUGAACGAUUCCAGCAAUAGAGGUAAACUGGCGUUUUCUCCUCUGUCUCUUUCAUCUGCUCGUCGCCACACUCGAUCCACAAAUGAAGAAUCCACCAGUCGUCGCCGUCGCAGGCAUUCUUCCUCAUCUCGUUCAAUGUCUCCCAUUGUAACCAAGCGAUUCAGAAAUGUCAGACGCGGAAAUGGGACACUCGUCUCGAAGGAGUACGCUAAACGGUCACAACAGUCUUCUUCGCGUUCUGUUUCUCCAUUAAAGACACCUGAAGAUACCGAAAAAUCGGCAGUAAAUGAUGAAAUGCUGAAAGACAAAAUGGCAGCUUCUUAUCGAGAUAUCAACAUUUUUGGGAAGACUGGUGGUGCCUACAUCCCUCCUGCGCGUCUACGCCAAAUGCAGGCAAAAAUAACUGACAAGUCUUCGGAGGCCUAUCAACGCAUCGCUUGGGAAGCUCUCAAAAAAUCUAUCCAUGGCCUCAUUAACAAAGUCAAUAUCUCUAACAUUGCUCAGGUCGUGCGUCAGCUUCUCUCUGAGAACAUUGUUCGUGGUCGAGGUCUGCUAGUUAAGUCUCUAAUCACUUCUCAAAUGGCGUCGCCAACUUUCACCCACAUUUUUGCUGCUUUAAUAGCUGUUGUUAACACCAAGCUUCCCCAGGUUGGAGAGCUGCUUUUGAAGCGACUGAUAACCGAGUUCCGGAAAGCCUUCCGUCGAAAUCAGAAGGAUCGUUGCCUGACGACAGCUAGGUUUCUCGCCCACUUAGUGAACCAGAAGGUGGCUGAUGAAUUGAUAGUGUUAGAGCUGCUUACCCUCCUUUUGGAGCAGACCACGGACGACAGUGUCGAGGUAUCUGUGGCACUGUUGAAGGAGUGUGGUGCCUUUCUCUCGCGUGCGGCACCCAAGGGUCUGGCCGGGAUUUUUGAUCACCUAAGGCGCAUUCUAAAUGAGAGUCAGUGUGACAAACGUAUUGCUUAUAUGAUUGAAGUCCUCUUCCAGAUCCGUCGUGACGGUUGGAGAGACCAUCCCACAGUGCUACCAGAGUUGGAUCUGAUAGAAGAGGAUGAUCAGAUUACCCACACGCUCUCUCUUCUCGAUCAGGUGGAUCCCGAAGACGGUUUGAACAUCUACCGCUUUGAUCCGGACUAUGAGGCCAACGAGAAGAAAUAUGCGGUCAUCCGUGCCUCCUUCCUUGGCGACAACAAUGAUGAAGACGUCAGCUCCGGUUCCGAGUCAAAUGACGAAGAGGGCGAAGAAGAAAACGACGUUCAAGGUCCCGGUGAGCAGGAAGGCGGCAUGAUCAUCGACCAGACCGAGACCAAUCUCGUUCAUCUGCGUCGCACCAUUUACCUCAUGCUCCAGUCCUCCAUCUCUGCCGACGAGGGUGCACAUCGCCUGCUGCAGCUGAAAAUCAAGCCAGGCGAGGAGUAUGAGGUUGCCUCUAUGGUGCUCGACUGCUGCGCUCAGACACGCUCCUACGAGACACGCUAUGGCAGUCUUGCACAGCGUCUCUGUCGUGUGAUGCUCUUCUCCAGUGACAAACCCAAACCUGGGGAGCAGAAGACGGGUUCUGAGAUGUCAUCGGAGCCUCCGCGAACCUACGUGGCACAGUUUGAGAAGAUUUUUGGCGAGCAGUAUGCCACUAUUCAUCGGUUGGAGACGGCAAAGUUGAAAAAUGUUGCUAUGUUCUUCGCACACCUCCUUUUCACUGAUUCAAUCUCCUGGGGCGUGUUGGAGUGUGUGAAAUUGAAUGAGCGAGACACCUCAUCAUCGGGGAGAAUAUUUCUCAAGUACCUGUUUCAGGAGCUCUGCUCUUUCAUGGGACUGGCAAAGUUGCAGGUACGAUUGAGGGAUGAGACUCUACAACCCUUUUUUGCUCAUCUGCUACCUAGGGACAACCCAAAGGAUACGCGAUUUGCCAUCAACUUUCUUACCACGAUUGGUUUGGGUGGAUUGACAGUUGAUUUGAGGGAGCAUUUGCAGUCAACAAGAGCAGUUGGAGAGAAGGUGAAAUUGGCUGAGGCUGCGGAAGAGCUUUACAGUUCAAGCUCCUGCUCUUCGUCGUCUGAUUCUUCCAGUUCUUCCUGCGAUUCAUCAGACUCCUCGUCGUCGUCUUCCCCCUCCUCCUCCUCGUCUUCAAGCGAAAGCGACGAGUCGGAGGAUAAAAAGUUGCGAAAGAAGGUGGAGAAGGUGAAGAGAAAGGUGGAACGAAGAGAACCGAAAGGACAUCGUCAUCGCACAGCCUCACCAAAGUCACGUGACAGAAGUAGUAGGAGGGACGAAACCACCGGCAGUGAUAGGGAUGAUGUCGCUGCCAAAAAAUCGGGAGGAGAUCGUAAAAAGUCACUGAAGGAUCACGCUGAAAGACGAAGAGGGUCUCUUUCACCACAAGUACUACCACAUCGCCGUGAUUCUCUGCACCCACCAGAGGCAGGGGAAAAGAGAGGCGGACGAUGCAAUAGAAAUACAUCUCCACCCAUCGACCAUUACCGCCUCAGUCGCCACGAUAAUUCUCCGUUGAAGGCUUUAGAAGAAAAAGACACACUUCCAAGGUACCAAAGACGAGAGUCCUCCCCCAAUGUGGAUAAGCGACGUCGAUACAACUCCCCAUCUCCGGCAUCAAAGUAUCGUCAUCCCUCGCCGCCGUCACCUCCGCUUCUUCACCCCAAUGACAACUCUCCUCCCGGAUGCCGAAAUGCCAAUCGUCCGCUCUCCCCUUCGCCCCGACGCAGUCGCUUCGUGUCACCACCGCCUUCACGACGACAACGCGAGGACGACUCGGGAGAGGAAAGACGGAGGCAACGUCAACGCCGAAAAGAGGGCAGACCGGAAAAGGAGGGAGAGGAACGGAGGCUGCGGCGUCGUAGAUCGGGUGAAGGACAAAAUCGAUCAGUUUCCAGGACGCGGGGUGAGAGGAUGCUGCGAAAUGUUUCUCCACCGUCGUCUGUGCACAAUCGAUCGCCGUUUCAAGGGCGGGAGGAAAGGCAGUCACCCAUUCCUUUUUGCUAA